Medicago truncatula (barrel medic) is the source of this 1126-nucleotide messenger RNA. RefSeq names its product BAG family molecular chaperone regulator 3. Gene Ontology annotation, cellular component: cytoplasm. The transcript has 3 exons. NCBI's taxonomy places the organism in Eukaryota, Viridiplantae, Streptophyta, Magnoliopsida, Fabales, Fabaceae. Bases 115 to 846 code for a protein of 243 amino acids. The record is from RefSeq and is a predicted model, not a curated record. Gene Ontology annotation, molecular function: adenyl-nucleotide exchange factor activity; protein-folding chaperone binding. Gene Ontology annotation, biological process: protein stabilization.
UAGUAUAUAAAACACCACAAGAACCAAACAUUACAACCUGUUUCUGAAUUCUGUCGGUACAAAGUUUCUUGUCUUAGAUAUUUUCCCUCGUUUUGCUAGAAAACAUAGUUCAAAAUGAUGAAGAAGAAGCUGAACGCUAACAGUGAAAGUCGUGGUACAAGAGAAACCAUGUCGUCUCACAAAAGAGAACAAGAAGAAUACCAAUGGGAAAUGAGACCAGGAGGAAUGUUGGUACAAAAACGGACUGGGAAACUCGAUGCUCUGGUAGCUAAUUUGCGCCUUCGAAUCGCUUAUGGUGCACUCCGUUACGAUAUAUGCGUCAGUUCCAUGGCCACAUUUGGGGUGGUGAAGAAGAUUAUGAGCGAUGAAACUGGAUUGAAGGUGGAAGAACAAAGAGUGAUAUACAAAGGAAAAGAACGUGAAAAUGGAGAGUUUUUGGAUGUAUGUGGAGUCAAAGACAAGUCAAAGUUGGUGUUGAUUCAAGAUGCUUCAAGUAUUGAGAGAAGGUUCAUCCAGAUGCGUAUCAAUGCUAAGAUCCAAACUGCAAAUCGUGCCAUAAAUAAUGUGUCUCUCCAACUUGAUCAGCUAGCAGAACAAGUAUCUGCAAUUGAAAAAUCAAUUUCUGAUGGAGUUAAAGUACCAGAAGUUCAGAUCAUAACACUUAUUGAGAUGCUUAUGAAACAAGCCAUCAGAUUAGAAAGCAUUUCCGCAGAAGGGGAUGCUUCUGCACAGAAAAUUUUGCAGGGAAAGAGAGUACAGAAAUGUGUUGAAACACUGGAUAUACUAAAGACAUCUAAUGCUACAAUGAAGCAUGUUGUUGUUACAACUAAGUGGGAGACCUUUUGAUCAUUCUCCAUCCUCGACAAGUGGGAAUUAUUUGAUUGAAUUUCCUCAUUCUUCUCCAUCCAUCCAUCCAUCCCUUCCUUCUUUGUAUUCUUUUCAUUACUCCAAUAUUUCUUGUGUAUAGUACUUAAAACCUUUUUAUUUCUGAUCUCUGUCAAUGUUUGUUGUGGUGCCACUAAUUUUUUCUGGUGGUAAAAACGAUACUUGUAUUGUAAGUCUUCAUUUGAAAUUAAAAUAGAAGUAAUAAAUGCUGGUAUAUUUCAGCAAAAGAAAUGUUCUUAUA